CCAAGGCCAGGGGCAGGUUACAGACUGUAUAGCACUGCCAUUAACAUUGGAAGCCUUGCAGACUGCUCCUAGCUAGCUGGCUGCGGUUAUGGAUUAUGAUACAAAUGUCGCUGAGUUCAUCUACAAUGACACUGACUGGUGCUAUGACUACAACUCUUGUAUCUUUGAGUAUAGACCCUGUGAGAUGGAUUCUGUGCAUGAUGACCUACGCUACACUGCACCCAGUGCCUCCUGGGUCCUCACUGCAUCCAUUCUUGUCUUCUUCAUGAAAGCAGGGUUCAUGCUAUUGGAGGUGGCCUUUGCUAGAGAUCAGAAGGAGAGGAGAUAUGUGGUGGUGCUUAAACACCAAGAUGCAUUUGCCAGUGCCUUUGGGUUCUUCCUGAUUGGGUUUGAUCUCAUUUCAUACUACAGCACUCCUCAGGAUAUUCCCACCCAAUUCUUCGGUAUAACGGACCCUGUUCUGUGGUUCUUCAAGUUCACCUUUGCCAGCAAUGCAGCCACUAUUGUGGGAGGUUGCCUAGUAACCAACCCCUACAAGUUGAGGAUGCCAGCUGCCUUUGUCAGUGCAUUUGUUAUCAGCGGUAUCAUCCACCCUAUAGUGGCUAGGAUCAUCUGGUCAGACGACUGCAACACUCUCUCUCCCUAUCGCUUCUGUGAUUAUGGUCCUUACCAUCCCUCUACUAAUAAGCCAGACUGUGGUUAUAACUGCACAGCCUCCCUCACUAGUUUAGGGGACAGAAUAUAUGUGCUCGACUUUGCAGGAGGUGGUGCAGUACAUCUCAUAGGGGGUAUGUGUGGUUUAAUGGUGUGUCUGUUUGCCAAGUAUCAAGACUGGAAGGACAACAAGAGACUCCGCCCACCGAGGAGAGGCAGGGAUGAUAGUCAGCAGGCAAGUCAGUUAAUGGACCCACCAGCUAAAGGGGCAGAGAUGGCAGAGAGAGUCAAGGAACCAGGGAGCUUCUGGACAUGGAUGUACCCAGUGCAUGGUGGAGAUGAGGCCAUUUCUGAGGCUGCAUUGGGUGUCUUCAUUCUCUGGUUUUGUUGGUUUGCCUUCAACUGUGGUUCCACUGAGAGCAUUGAGGUUGGUCGCAAACUCAAGCCAGGCAAUGAUGGCUGGAGCACAGUGUACCCCUUCUAUGGUGUCACAUCCAUCAUAGCUGUCAACAUGAUCAUGGCUGGAGCCUCAGGAGGUAUCACAGCCAUCGUCAUUGCAGUCUGGGCACAGGUCCGGUAUCGCACUGAGUCAGUGAAUGCCAAUGAGAUAGCUAAUGGCGUCCUCUCUGCUCUCGUGUCCAUCACCUCAGGCUGUGCAUUCGUCGACUACUGGGCAGCCUGUCUCAUCGGAAGUAUUGGUGUGAUUCUCUACCACGUUGGCUGCUUCAUAGAGUACAAGACUGGAAUCAAAGACACCGCUCGAGUGGUCCCAGUACACGGACUCUGUGGUCUGUGGAGUCUGAUAGCGACGGGAGUGUUCAUAUACCCUGGUGUCUCAGAGUGUAACCUCCAUGCUGCAUUUGAGGGACUCUGUUAUUGUACUCUGCGAUUACCUUAUUUGAGUUGGGGCGAGCGCUUGCUGGCUCAGCUAUUAGCUGGUCUUAUCAUGAUAGCCAUUGGAGGAGCUGGGGCCUUCCUCAUGUACUUCACUCUCCACAUCAUUCCCAUUGCACCAUUCACCUACGCUCUAGACAAAGUGUUUCGCCUCACACCAGACCUUAUUGAUGGGAAGAAGCCUUUGCCUCUCAAGUUUGUAGGUGGUUGGCUGUUGACCUCCCCUGAGGAAGAUAUGAGUCAGCAAGUUGAGGACUACUCUCCUGGCAUAGACCCUGAGCCUCCCUCCAUGCACACCGGCAUUCAGCAGAACACUGGACGAAUCCGUAAGAACACUACACGCAGUAACAUGGGCACAACUUUGUAUGGUACUGUUGGCUCUGUGGACUCUAACCCCAUGAGAACCCCUGUCGCCACGGCAACCUACACGUCGGCAACCAAUGGAAGUAGACCGGCCGUCCGCUACAAAGGUCAAAGGAGCGCUCGACAAGAUCCCAUGUACGAGGGUUCAGAUGAUAGCAACCCAAUACUAUAGGAUACUGACAUAAUACAUUGUUACUGUAAUACUGUUGUUUGCUGCAAUUUUUGUGUUAUCGUUUGCCAUGGAUAUAAUAAAAUUAUAAUUAUUAUAAUAUUGAGCAUAUAAUACAACCAUUAUGAAAUGAGAGCAUGUGGUUAUAUUC
Molecule: messenger RNA, 2231 nt
Organism: Halichondria panicea
Lineage: Eukaryota; Metazoa; Porifera; Demospongiae; Suberitida; Halichondriidae
Product: putative ammonium transporter sll1017
Exons: 16
Coding region: 89-2083 (664 amino acids)
Biological process (GO): ammonium homeostasis; ammonium transmembrane transport
Cellular component (GO): plasma membrane
Molecular function (GO): ammonium channel activity
Source: RefSeq, a predicted model, not a curated record